CUUUUUGAAAUUGCUUUUGUUGUAUUUAAAGCCUUGUUUGUUUGUUUGUUUGUUUGUUUGUAUAUUUGUAUUCUGAAUGAAUAUAUAUAAAAAAAAAAAAAUCACUAUUUCCAGCAAGGAGCUAAUCUCUCCGAUUAUUUGGACACCACUUGAACGCAACAGACCUCUGUAGCGUCCGUCCCACUCUGUAGGUACCCGGAUGAAGGUGAACACACAGAGCAUCCUCCGCUGCGAGACAUCCCGGCGAUAAACAGCGUUACAAAUGGGGCGCAGGAAGUCAAAGAGAAAGCCGCCUCCGAAGAAGAAAAUGACGGGUAACCUGGACGUCCAGUUCACCUGCCCGUUCUGCAACCACGAGAAGUCCUGCGACGUCAAAAUGGAACGAACCCGGAACACAGGAAUCAUCUCGUGCAGCGUCUGCCUGGAGGAGUUCCAGACGCCCAUAACCUAUCUGUCGGCAGUGGACGUCUACAGCGACUGGAUCGACGCCUGUGAAGCAGCAAAUCGUAGUCCUUUGACGACACCCCCCACCUUCCUCCCCCUCUAACCUCAAUCAUUCACAUUCCACCCCCUGUGAUUGGUCGCCUAAACUAGCACAUGAUUGGCGGACAGUUGAAGUAGUGGCGAGAAGGCUUUCUGCACGACAGACGCUGACUUUAAUUUUGAGACAGCGUGUCCGCUGAGGCCACCCCCCCGCUGGGCGGAGGCGCCCAUUUGUUGCAACAGUCGUCAACGGUUUCAUACGUCACUGAUAGCCUUAUAUCAUGUCUUGGGUUUGUUUGUUUUCCCUAAUGAUUCCGUCAUAUAGUUGUUGUUUUUUAACGAUAACAUAUCAUGUUCUCUCUCUUUUUUUUUUUUUAGACUAUAUUUUAAGUUUGAAGUGUGACUUCCGUCAGUGUAAAAACAUUCCUGGUAUUCUUUGUUUAACAGAAGGAGAAGUUAUGAUUAUUCUCAUCUUUAACAGUAUAAGUUAUAAUUAUCUUGAGGUGGUUGUUGUUGUGAUGAGAUGAAGACACGCCAACGUCCUGCGUUACUUUAGUGGAAGUAGUUUUUUAAGUUUUCAACCCCGACUCUCAUGCACUGAAACAUUUUGUUGGUUGACAAUUGUUUUAAAAACUUUUGCUUUUCUCAGACCAGUGUGUGUGUGUGUGUAUAUAUAUAUUUAUAUUUAUACACACUAUGCUAGAUUUCAUUUAGUUCCUUUUGUAAAUCACAAUCAUGCUCUUUGUAUUACACUACUUCUGUGUAUUUCACACAUACUGUGUAUUUUUAGGCCAUGACCGUUAUGAAUAAAUUAAUUUCAGAGCCAUA
This is a messenger RNA of Etheostoma spectabile (orangethroat darter), 1311 nucleotides long. RefSeq names its product elongation factor 1 (gene elof1). Gene Ontology annotation, molecular function: RNA polymerase II complex binding. The record is from RefSeq and is a predicted model, not a curated record. Gene Ontology annotation, cellular component: transcription elongation factor complex. NCBI's taxonomy places the organism in Eukaryota, Metazoa, Chordata, Actinopteri, Perciformes, Percidae. Gene Ontology annotation, biological process: transcription elongation by RNA polymerase II.